GUGCACAUAGUAGGAGAUAGUCAACUCGUCUUACGGAUGAUACGGGAGCGCAGGCGGCCAAAAGCUCGGGUGCUACAGCCUAUUUAUGACAGAGCACGGCGCCUAGCAGACUCGGUGCGCGUAGCUUCAUGGAGACACCACUACCGUUGCCACAACAAGAUGGCAGAUUGUCUUGCGAACCUCGCUAUGGAUUCCAGACGAAGUCAG
Phytophthora sojae is the source of this 207-nucleotide messenger RNA. RefSeq lists its product as hypothetical. The record is from RefSeq and is a predicted model, not a curated record. The transcript has a single exon. Lineage: Eukaryota; Oomycota; Peronosporomycetes; Peronosporales; Peronosporaceae. Gene Ontology annotation, molecular function: RNA-DNA hybrid ribonuclease activity; nucleic acid binding. The annotation marks the transcript as partial.